This is a messenger RNA of Marmota flaviventris (yellow-bellied marmot), 1024 nucleotides long. It is a transcript of the gene Clpp, whose product is annotated as caseinolytic mitochondrial matrix peptidase proteolytic subunit. Gene Ontology annotation, molecular function: ATPase binding; ATP-dependent peptidase activity; serine-type endopeptidase activity. The record is from RefSeq and is a predicted model, not a curated record. Gene Ontology annotation, cellular component: endopeptidase Clp complex. Lineage: Eukaryota; Metazoa; Chordata; Mammalia; Rodentia; Sciuridae. Gene Ontology annotation, biological process: protein quality control for misfolded or incompletely synthesized proteins.
GGAGGACUGCGGCGGCAUGUGGCCCCGAAUGCUGGCAGGGGAGGCCUGGGUGGCGGCAGGCAAGUGCCGGGCGCUGGGGCCUCGCCUCGCCGCUCGCUUCCCCGCGCAGCGGACCCCCGGGAGCGGCCUGGCCCUGCGGCGGAGCUUGCACGCGACGGCGGCCCGGGCUGUCCCGCUCAUCCCCAUCGUGGUGGAGCAGACGGGUCGCGGCGAGCGCGCCUACGACAUCUACUCGCGGCUCCUGCGGGAGCGCAUCGUGUGCGUCAUGGGCCCGAUUGAUGACAGUGUGGCCAGCCUGGUAAUCGCUCAGCUGCUCUUCCUGCAAUCUGAGAGCAACAAGAAGCCCAUCCACAUGUACAUCAAUAGCCCUGGUGGUGUGGUGACCGCGGGCCUGGCCAUCUAUGACACGAUGCAGUACAUUCUGAACCCCAUCUGCACGUGGUGCGUGGGUCAGGCCGCCAGCAUGGGCUCCCUGCUGCUUGCCGCCGGUAGCCCCGGCAUGCGCCACUCACUCCCCAACUCCCGCAUUAUGAUCCACCAGCCCUCAGGGGGCGCCCGGGGCCAAGCCACAGACAUUGCCAUACAGGCAGAGGAGAUUAUGAAGCUCAAGAAACAGCUGUACAACAUCUAUGCCAAGCACACCAAGCAGAGCCUGCAAGUGAUCGAAUCUGCCAUGGAGAGGGACCGCUACAUGAGCCCCAUGGAGGCCCAGGAGUUUGGCAUCCUAGACAAGGUACUGGUCCACCCCCCUCAGGAUGGUGAGGAUGAGCCGGAGCUGGUGCAGAAAGAGCCUGUGGCGACGCCGACAGACCCUCCCGCCCCAGCAAGCACCUGAAAGCCAGGGCUCCCCUCCAGGGCAGCACCAAGGGCCUGGGCCAGCCAGACCCUAAGGCUGCACCCUGCUCACCUCUGACUGCUGAGCCUGGAGGAGCCCCUUGAGGAACUUUGGAUUUGGGGGAGCCUUGACAGGCAGGGCAGUCUGGCUGCGACACUGUGAUUUUAAAUUAAAUCUUUCUGUACUUUG